This is a messenger RNA of Raphanus sativus (radish), 1969 nucleotides long. Its product is annotated as protein kinase STUNTED. NCBI's taxonomy places the organism in Eukaryota, Viridiplantae, Streptophyta, Magnoliopsida, Brassicales, Brassicaceae. Gene Ontology annotation, biological process: protein phosphorylation. The record is from RefSeq and is a predicted model, not a curated record. The transcript is spliced from 7 exons. The coding region runs from base 454 to 1923 and encodes 489 amino acids. Gene Ontology annotation, molecular function: ATP binding; protein kinase activity.
GGUUCAAAAUGCUGAUGGUACAUGGCGGUAGGUUUCGGUUAAAGACCAAAUUUAAUAAUACAUGUAAAGAGUUUUGGUAACACUAUCUUGUCCCGUUCUGCUCUACUUUGUCUUUUCAAACCCAUCUCUGCUACAUUUUUCCUCCAUUAUUUAUAUAAAUUAUAUAAUAAACAAAUAUAAGUUCUAUCUUUUCUUGAUAUUAACAAAUCACUUGUUACAAUGGGGCUUAAGUUUGCCUUGUUUCCUCUGUUUGAUAACCUCCAGAGGACAUUUUGUUUGAACGAUUCAGAAGAUCUUAUUGUGGUAAAAGGAAGUUCAGUUUCGAAUCAAGAUUUCAAGAAGACUAAGGGAGUUAAGUUUCAAGAUCGGUUGCACAUCGAUUGCUAAAUUCUACGUGAAGAAACUGCCUCCAACGGCUGAAGUCUUGGCCAUCACAAACUACCUCUAUGAGCAAUGGCUUUGGUUAAUACUUCAGCGCAUAAAGUAGAUAUAAGGUCAAGCUCUAAACGUUCUGAUAGUGGACGCAAGUAUAAGGAAUCAAGGGCUAACAACCAAGAACUCUUGAAGAUGAGUGAAGAAAAGAGGAAGAUCUCAGGAAGGUCGGUUUCACUUCCAUCGAUAGACAUAUUAUUACUAGACGAGAAACCAGGUUGGCCGUUUCUUAAGAUAGCAAAUUUAGAAACACCGCAAGUUCAGCAUUGGCACACUCGGAACGUCUCAGUGGUCAACUGGGUCAUGAGCUUACCUGAACGGUUUCCAGAUCAUCAGCAGAAUCUAAACUCUGAGACAAUCUUUGUAAAGAAACAACUCAAGGACAUAUUGAGAGACAACAACAAAUGGUUCAGCUACGAUGUUCUUAAGACAGCAACAUCAGAUUUCUCACAAGAAAAUCUUGUUGGGAAAGGAGGGUGUAGUGAAGUGUACAGAGGGGUUCUCAAAGAUGGAAAAGACAUUGCAGUGAAAAUCUUGAAAUCAUCAUCCAAAGAAGCUAUGACAAAUUUUGUUCAUGAAAUUGACAUUAUCUCUUCGUUGAGUCACCAAAACAUUUCACAGCUACUUGGUGUUUGUGUCCAAGACAAUGAUCUAAUCUCUGUUUACAACCUUUCAUCCUUAGGAAGUUUAGAGGAAACCCUUCACGGUAAGCAAAAGGAAAAACAUGUAUUAUCAUGGGAGGAGAGGUUCAAUAUAGCAAUCGGCGUAGCGGAAGCGUUAGAUUAUCUUCAUAACCGAUGUCAUAAGCCAGUGAUUCACAGAGAUGUCAAGACUUCAAAUGUUCUUCUCUCAGAUGAGCUCCAACCUCAGCUGUCAGACUUUGGACUGUCGAUGUGGGGACCUACGACAUCUUCUCGAUAUUCUAUACAAGGUGACGUGGUUGGCACGUUUGGAUACCUUGCGCCAGAGUAUUUCAUGUACGGAAAAGUCAGUGACAAAGUCGACGUUUACGCCUUUGGAGUUGUUCUGCUUGAACUCAUAUCAGGAAGAGAUCCCAUCUCGUUUGAGAAUCCAAAAGGAAAAGAGAGCUUGGUCAUGUGGGCAAAGCCGUUGAUUGAGACUGGAAAUGAAAAGGGACUGUUGGAUCCAGACAUAACAGAUAUAUCCGACGAGAAUCAGUUUCAGAGAAUGGUUCUAGCUGCUGCACAUUGCCUGACAAGAUCAGCCACACAUCGUCCUAGUAUUAGACAAAUACUGAGGCUACUAGGAGGUGUAGACGAAGUGGAGAAAUGGUCCAAACGGAUUAAGGAAGAAGAAAAUGAAGAUUGCUUCGAUGACGAGGUUUACCCGAAUAUCAGGGCGGAACUGCACCUGAGCCUUGCGAUGAUGCUUGAGGUUGAAGACGAUGAAUCUGGAUCAAUCAGUCCCAUGGAGAGAAGUAACAAGAGUUUUUUCUCUUCUUGUUGUUCAUCUAGGGAACUUCAACCUUAAUGCAUUUAUUGGACUUAUCUUAGUAAUGUACGUAAUGUUUUUGUUG